Molecule: messenger RNA, 2882 nt
Organism: Laetiporus sulphureus 93-53
Lineage: Eukaryota; Fungi; Basidiomycota; Agaricomycetes; Polyporales; Laetiporaceae
Exons: 12
Coding region: 214-2661 (815 amino acids)
Source: RefSeq, a predicted model, not a curated record
CCCUCUUUCGUUCGGUCUCGGUUUCUUCCUUCUGUCCUUUUGUCUGUCUUUGCGUGUGCUUUGCGUUUACCGCAUCGCUUACCGCACCUUUUGCGCUGCUAGCCAGGCUUGCAUAGCGUAGACCGCUUCCUCGUCAUUCAUUUGCUUCCCAGUGCCCGGCCAUCGCAGGCGCCGAUUUUUUCUGUUGGACUUAUAUUGUGACAUCUAUUCGUCAUGCAUUCGAUUUUCUUUAUCCUUUCCCUCGCAGGCGCGGCCGCCGCGCAGAUUCAAGUCAAUGGGUGGUCCAGCGUAGCGGCGGCGACGCCGGCUGCAUCUGCCGGAAGCUCUUAUCCCGAUGUGUCGAGUGCGGCAAGCUACACCGCAGCUGCUGCCUCGUCGCAGAUCACGGCGCCUGCGUCUGCUUCUUCGUAUUCGAUGAUUCCUUAUUCGUCCUUCGUUUCGGGUGGUUACAAGAGCAUGGCCUGCGGAUACGGUUAUACAAAGGCCAGCGAUGGCUCUUGUCAGUCAGAGUCUUGGUGGUCCACCUCUGGCUGCUACGAGACUAUCAUUAUCAAUAACUAUGGCGGAAGUUCGUGCGAUUCGGGAUACACAUACACAGCGACCACAACGGAUUAUUCCACUCUCACUGAGACAGCGACAGCGACUAUGACCGUGCCCACGACGGUCACUGUGUACGCAACUGUCACAAAUGUGAAGACGGAUACCGACUCUGUGACGCAGACCGACUUCGUCACCUCCACAAAACUGGUGCCCACGACUUAUAUAUGGACCUCCACAGAGGUCGUUGACGAGACGCAGACGGUGGAGCAUACCCUGACCGCAACGGCAACGAGCACUCUGGACGAUGUCUACACGCAGACUGACUUCGAGACGGCGACAGCCACAGAAACGCAGAAAGAGACCUUGACCGACUUCGUGACCUCCACUUUGCUGAGCACAAUCGUGCAACCGACCACUUACACGAGCGUGUUUGUGAGCACCCAGGUCAUCGACAACACGCAAACGUUGGAGAUCACACAAACUGCAACCAAGACUGACAACGUCACUCUUGUGCAGACAGCUACCCAGACAGACACCUUAACUGCUACGGCAACUGUCACCUCGGUCAGCACGCUUGUAGAGCCCACGACGUACACUUCGUUUUUCGUCAGCACGUCGGUUGUCGACGAGACGCAAACUGUGGAAAAUACCAUCUUUUCAACUAUCGUGGAGAACAGGACAUACUUCCAAACGCAGACGCUCCUCUCGACGGCCACGGACACUGCGACCGCCACGAAGACGGACACUGCGACAGCAACCGAGACGGAUACCUUGACUGAGAUGGUGACCCUGACCCAACUCAGUACUCUUGUUGAGCCGACAACCAUUACCUCUAUGUUUGUCAGUACAGAGGUCAUCGACAACACGCAAACUGUGGAGAACACUGUAUUCUCGACUCUCACGGACAACAGGACCUACACGCAAACCCAGACAAUUUUGUCUACUGCGACCGCGACGAGUACUGACUUUGCGACUCAAACUGAGCUGGUAACUGUGACACAAAUCAGCACCCUUGUUGAGCCCACGACGUACACGUCCGUUUUUGUUAGCACAUCCGUCGUGGACGAGACAAGCACAGUGGAGAACACCAUCUUCUCCACCGUCACAGAAAACAGGACCUAUUUGCAGACGCAGACGUUGGUCUCUACCGCGACAGCUACGGCCACCGAGUUCUCGACAAGGACUGACACGGCUACUGCCACUGCUACUGAGACGGAAAUCGAGACGCAGCUGGUGACGGUGACGCAAGUCAGUACGCUUGUACAGCCCACGACCUACACGUCCUUCUUCGUUAGCACUUCCGUCGUGGAUGAGACCAGCACAGUCGAGCAAACCAUCUUCUCUACAGUUGUCGAGGACAUGACGUCCUUCCAGACACAGACUUUUGUUUCGACCGCGACUGCGACAGCUACCGCCACCGCCACCGAGUUCGCUACCGAGACGGAGGUUGAGACUCAGAUGGUCACGGUGACACAGUUGCGUACUGUGGUUGAGCCGACGACGUAUACAUCAACUUUCAUGAGUACCUCCGUAGUCGACGAGACAAGCACCGUGGAGCAGACGUUCUUCUCUACUAUCGUCGAAAGCAUGACCUAUGUGCAGACCCAGACCAUUCUGUCGACCGCCACAGCUACGGAAUUCGCUACCGAGACAAAGACCGCAACUGCGACCGCGACCGAGACUGUCUCCGAGACAGCGCUUGCGUCUUGCUUGAAUUCGUGUAAGAGCCAAUGGGCACUAACUACCGGAAACAGCAACAGUUACACGUACGCAUCGUGGCCGACUUCCAGCCAUGUUACGUCUAGUGCGACAACGUGGUACUCGAAGCCGAUAGCGUCGAGCUCACACGUCGACAGUUGGGGUGCAUCAAGUAGCAAAGCUUCUGCGAGCUGGGUAGCGAGGAGCAGUAAGGCCUCCGCGAGCUGGGACGCAUCGAGCAGCAAAGCAGCGGAAGCGACUAGCGUGCGCAGUGCCAGCCGGAGUGCAUCAAGCGAUCGAGCCUCGUCUGCUGACUGGUGGCAAGGCAGAAAUGCGACUGUCACUGCAUCCAGCAAGAGCCCCAGCUGGUCCGGCAGUCCCGCAUCGGAAUUGUCUUCGGGCUCGUCUGACAUGUCCUCAUGAUGUUCUGCGCCCGACCUAUAUUAAUGGACUCUUCAUCGGACUCUCAACCUUGCUCUUAACAUAUCCGAUUGCUUAGUAUGUAUUGACUACUUUCCCUCGCUGUGAAAUCGGACGGACCUCUGUAGAUAUAAGUGGCAGAAUAGCAGCCAAGGCAAAUAUUCUUCAGCGCACCUAUGAGACCUCUUCUAUCUGAUUGUGAUUCAAUGGGGUUGAUGCGCGAC